Messenger RNA from Hemibagrus wyckioides, 728 nucleotides. RefSeq lists its product as uncharacterized. Lineage: Eukaryota; Metazoa; Chordata; Actinopteri; Siluriformes; Bagridae. The transcript is spliced from 11 exons. The record is from RefSeq and is a predicted model, not a curated record. The coding region runs from base 19 to 645 and encodes 208 amino acids.
AGACAUCUGACCCGGACAAUGGAGCUCGUUCAGCGCCGAGAUAAAGCCGCUCUGUGCUUGUGGCAGGUAGAGCAUGACGCGCCGUCUGUUCACCCUGAGCAUGUGAUGCCCAGCGGUGCUAUAAUAACCCCAUACACACAUCCGACAACAACUGAGAUCAUCAACAUCAUCCUUCAACUCAUCCUGAUCGAAAAUCGCUCCGAGAUGAGAGCCACUGGUCCUGUCCUGCUCUUAGUGGCGCUCGCCGGGUGUCAGAGUGUGUUUUCUGCGUCCUUGGAGGUCAAUUCAAAGGAGGAUGCGUCUGAUGAGAGAGUGGAGAUCAGUGACCUGCAGAAAUCAGAUGAGAGUGAGGCUGAAGUAAAUUCAGAAGAAAAAGAAAUGGUGCAUGACAACUGUUUUGAUAAGGCUGAAAGAGAUCAAACUGAGCAGACGUUUAACCCCACUGCCUCUUCAUCAAGUGAAGAAGUGACACGAGACACAGAGACGAUGAGUACAAAAGUGGUGAAGUCUGAAGAUGAUGGAGCUGAAGCGAGAGUAGAAGUGCAAAUCAUGGACAUGGCGAAAGAAGACAGUGACGAGGCAGAAGAACGCUAUGACAUUGAGGUGCUUAAACAUGCAGGUGAAAGAGACGCGACAGUGGAAUAAGAGGAGUGGGUUUCCGACCUCAUGACCGGCUGAAGAAACCCAUGAGGAACUUCCAAUACUUAAUAAAGAAAUAGUACAUGUAA